CGAGCGCCCUUCGGCCGUUCUGCGCAGGCGCUGCAAAGGGCCCUGUCCCUGAGGUUACGCUUUCGAGAUACACCCUCUCCUAAAAGGAAUGACGUCAGGUUAGAGCCCCUGGAAAGGGUCUGGACAUCCCCAAAUCCCGGCGCUUUAGCCUCAUGGGCCUCCGUCCUCGGACCCCAGAGGCGGGGCUUCUCAGCGGCUGACCGACUGCUACCGACUGCGCUGUCCCGUGUGCCGGCUGUUUGCUCGGUCGGUGAUUUGGAAGGGAGGAGUGAGGGCCAUGCCUCCGCCGCGGGGUGACGUGACCAUCUUAUUUCUGGGGCCUCCGGGCUCGGGAAAGUCUGCUCUGAUCGCAGCGCUGUGCGACAAGGAUGUGGAGACAGUAGAGAUCCCCGACGGCCGGCCGGAUUCCGGGCUCCCCAGCCUGAGAGCUGCAGGCCCAGGCCUCUUCCUGGGCGAGCUGAGCUGCCCACCCGCAGCGCCGGGGCCCUGGGCGGCGGAAGCCAACGUGCUGGUAUUGGUGCUGCCCGGCCCCGAGGGGAAUGAGGAACCCUUGGCCCCAGCGCUGGGGGAGGCAGCGCGGGCCGCCCUGGCCCGAGGGACCCCGCUGCUGGCUGUGCGGAACCUCCGUCCCGAGGAGUCACAGCAUGUAGCCCAGGCCCGGGAUCAGACCGCAGCCCGGCUGGACAGCGCCGGAUUGGGCGCCGCGGCUCUCUUUGUGCUACAGACCGACUGCCGCAGCAGCGACGGCUGCGAGGAGCUGGAGCGCCUGCGGGCGGCGCUGCGGAGCCAGGCGGAGGCGCUGCAGAGGCUCCUGCCACCGGCUCAGGAUGGCUUCGAGGUGCUGGGCGCUGCAGAGUUGGAGGCUGUGCGCGAGGCCUUCGAGACGGGUGGCCUGGAGGCGGCGCUGUCAUGGGUUCGGGCCGGCCUGGAGCGACUGGGCAGCGCGCGCCUGGACCUGGCCGUGGCCGGUAGAGCUGACGUGAGCCUUGUGCUGAACAUGCUCCUCGGGUUAGAUCCUGACGACCCAGGUGCGGUGCCUGCUUCGGCGCCCGCGGAGCCCAUGCCCUACCCGGCCCCAGAGCGCCCCAACGUGGUGCUCUGGACCGUGCCUCUGGGCUCCGCGGGCACUGCUGCCGCCCUCCACCCAACCCACUACGACGCUCUCAUCCUCGUCACCCCUGGGGCCCCCACUGAGAAGCACUGGGCCCAAGUCCGGCCCUUGGUGCUACCAGAUACGCCGCUGGUCUGCGUGCGAACAGACGGCGAGGGCGAGGAUCCGGAGUCCCUGGACGAAGAGGAAAAGAGCGGCGAGAGCUUAGAGAACGCAGGCGGAGGGGGGUUUGAGAAUGCACGCAGUGAGGGAAGGGAGAAACGUGGCCCUGGAUCGCAGAAAGCAGGCAGUGGGGAAGGUUCAGAGGACGCAGGCAGCGAGAGUUGGCAGCCGGUUGGCGUCGGCGUGAAGAAACCGAGCAGCGGGGACUCAGAGCGCGCGGCCGCACUGAGCCCAGAGGACGAGACGUGGGAGGUGCUGGAGGAGGCGCCGCCGCCGGUGUUCCCGCUGCGGCCGGGCGGCCUCCCGGGGCUGUGCGAGUGGCUGCGGCGUGCGCUACCCCCGGCCCAGGCGGGGGCGCUGCUGCUGGCUCUGCCACCCGCGUCUCCCCGCGCGGCCCGGACCAAGGCUGCGGCGCUAAGGGCCGGGGCGUGGCGGCCGGCCCUGUUGGCUAGCCUGGCGGCGGCGGCGGCCCCAGUGCCGGGGCUGGGCUGGGCCUGCGACGUGGCGCUCCUGCGAGGUCAGCUGGCCGAGUGGCGGCGGGCGCUGGGGCUCGAACCCGCGGCGCUGGCACGACGCGAGCGCGCGCUGGGCUUGGCGCCGGGGGAGCUGGCCGAGCGGACGCGCUUCCCGGGUCCGGUGACGCGCGCCGAAGUGGAGGCGAGGCUGGGCUCGUGGGCGGGCGAGGGCACCGCCGGGGGCGCGGCGCUGGGCGCGCUCUCCUUCCUGUGGCCGGCGGGUGGCGCGGCGGCCACCGGGGGCCUGGGCUACCGCGCGGCGCACGGCGUCCUGCUGCAGGCGCUCGACGAGAUGCGGGCCGACGCCGAAGCAGUGCUGGCACCGCAGGUGCCCGCGCAGUGAGGGGGGGGUUGAGGGCCGGGGCUUCCGGGGUGCCCCGUGUCCCGGCUGCUCGGCUUGGUCAGGGGUUGAGGACUCCAAGUCGCCAUUAAGAGGGAGAGGGCGUGGGGAUCCAGAUUCUGGCAUGCUAGUAUGGGAUGUCUGGGCUUGUGAGGUCACAGAGCCGGGGCGGGGGGGGGGGGCGGGGCGCGGGGGCCGCCACUCAGAAUCCCGGGUGCUUGAAGGCGGUGAGGGUUCUGACUACCGGUUGGAAUGUGUGACUUCUCGUCACCAGGAUUCCUGGGUCCUGAAGGGGAAUAGAGUUCGGGGGACAAGACUCCUGAUUUCUCUGGGGGACCAGAGGGUGUGACCCUCAGACUCCUAGACUCCUGAACUCCUGAAGGGAGUUAAGGGUUUGGGACUCCUCCAAGGGGGUAUAUCUUGGUCUCCAAAGAGUAGAAACUGGAUCUAUUAGGUGUCAAGUCCUCCAGGGGGAGAGGAGGUGGAAGCCCUGAUUCCUGAUGAAGGGGGUCUCCAUCACACCGGGGACUCUAGCAUGGAGGAGGGGGUCUGGGUUCCCCAGGGAGCUGGAAUCCUUGGGCUUCUGAGCCACAAAGGGAUUUAAGGUCUGGGUUUCUGCGGGUUGGGGGGAUAGGCCUGCAUACAAAGGGGGCUUUGAAUUUUCAUUGGGGGAAGGAAGGAUCUCUGGAGUCUCAGAACUCCUGGCUCCCAAGAGGGCUGUGGACCUUGGUUCCUAAUUCAUGGGUGGUGGAAGGUCUCCAACUAGAGGAGGGAAUAGGGGGCUGUGUGAGAGAUCUGGAGACCUUUGGUUCCUCUUGGGGAAUAGAGGGGUCUCUAAUAGUUGCUCCACCAGGGGCCUGGUGACCCAGAUUUCUUUCCCAGUUGUUGUUGGGAGAAUGGUACCACAAAAAUGAGAGGAGAUAAGAGUUCUGGGCAUGGUGGGCUCUGGGGGGUAGCCAGAGACCAGGAAUGAGGCCUUCUGGGUGUGGAAGGACAGAAACCCCUACCUCAGAGGUAUCUCCCAAAAGUCCCUAGUGGAUUUGGAUCCUGGUAACUAACUGCCUUUUUCUGAGUUUGACUGGAAAGGGAUAUGACUGCCCCCAUUUUAUAGGUGCUGAGCGAUUAUGGGGCUCUCUGGGGACUCUGUUCGUCUGUCCCUCUCUCCUUUAGGGGUUUCUAUCUUUUUUUGGUCUUGGUUUCUUCUGUCAUUAAACCUUAACCCUUUCUGACCUUGGUAUUAUAUACACCUGCCUUUUGGGAAGAGCAACCGUACUGCUGCACUGAUCCAAACGCUUCUGUGUUGGCUACCUCAGGUAUCCCCGAGAGAGACACAGAGAAUGCCACAGUGAGCAAGGGACCCACGGAGCAGCUGGGCAGGUGUUCCACACCGUGGGAAUGUGCCACAGUGAGGCAAAGGCAGAAACCACAGUCCUUGGAAUGUUCUAGGCUGCCAGCUACAAAUAGAGGAGAAGCCACAGGUCACAGAACUCUUCAAUGCCAAAAACAGAAAGGGAGGACCUGAGAGGCCAUCCAGCAGAAUCUCUGUUAUGUUAGAUGGGGAAAGCAAAACCCAGAGAGGGCGGGCUCUAGGCCCAACAGCACACACCAAGGCCCCUGCCUGUUCUUAUUUCCUGCCCCCUCCCAUCCCCCGAGUCAACCUGAUCUUCCUUCUGAUGCUUGAGUGGGCCACCUGGGAUCCUGCCUCAGGACCUUUGCACUUUCUGUUAUUUCUGCCUAGAAUGCUCUGCUCCCAGAUCUUCCCACGACUGGCUCCUUCUUGUCAAUCAGGUCUCAGCUCAAGUGUCCCCUCAGAGAAGCCUUCCCUGACCUCUGUAACUGAAGUAGCUCACACCCCCACCCCUAUUAUUCGUCUUGGCCGGUUAUUUUUCCUUGUAGCAAUUAUUACUAUAGAAAAUUACCUUAUUUAUUUAUUUACCUAUUUAUUGGUUAUUAUCCCCAUACCUGUCCUGUUCUCUGCUGUACCCCCGGCACCUAGAAUAGUGCUUGACACACAGAAGGUGCUUAGUAAAUAUUUAAUUCAUUAAUCAGUGGCAGAACUAGGGCUGGAAUUUAGGUCAUCAGCCUCUUGCCACAAGACAGGGAAAAGGUGCGAGAUGGGGGAGAAACAAGUAUCUCAUGGGAGAGGAAGCUCCUGUCAGGUCAGGGGACCUGGGAAGCAAACAGCUUUGCAACUGUCACUCCGGGUGACGUGGGCCAGUGCCUUAUUUUCCCACCUGUGAAAUGAAAGGGCUGGACAAGAACCAUAAACACUUCCGAGAUCCUGUUUCCUUUGACGGCUGAAGACAAGGGUAACCAAUCUGAGGGGCAGGUACUUGAGGGGCGGUUCCACCAUGUCUACCUUGAACUCCUACCACCGGCCCAAUCUGUCCCAUUAAAGUUGAGAUGGCCAAGAUGGGGAGAAGCAUCUGGCUCUAUACUGAAUGGCUCCAAGCAUUGUCCUCAAAGCUCUUCUGGCCUUAGGAGAACGUUCCUCAUCCAUAUCUGUAAGAGCCAGUACCACACUGUCUCCUCCUCAAGUCCAGCGUUCAAGCAUCUCCAUCAAGCCUGCCUGCCACGUGCAGGGGCAGGAGGCGCGCAGAGCAGUGCUGUCCAGUAGAAACAGGAUGUGAGCCACAUGGGUAGUUUCAAAUUUUCUAAUAGCCACGUUAAAAAAGGAAAAGGAAACAGGUGAAAGUAAUUCUAAUAUGUUUUACCUCAGUAUAUCCAAAAUACUGCAGCAUGGAAUCAGUAUAGGAAACUACUAAUGAGCUGUUUCACAUUCUUUUUAUGCUAAGUCUUUGAAAUCUGCUGUGUAUUUCUCACAGCACAUCUCAAUUCAGAUGAUAAGUUUUCAUCAGAAAUAUCUGACCUCAAUUUAGAAUUCAGAAACCUCAUAUUUGGAGAAGUCGAUUCAUAUACCCAAGUUGUCCCAAUUGUAUUGGAUAGUUUUCCAAUAACUGAGAUGAGUAGUAAUUUUUUUAAUUAAUCAGAAGUAACUAAAAUGUAAGCUUCAGUUUCCCCGUUGCACCAGGCACACGUGGUGAGUAGCCACUGUAUUAGACAGCACAGCCCUAGAACACUUCCCGUUCCCACGGGGAACUCUGUGCACAUUGCUCUAGGGUCAGAGGGCCCUUUGACUGACCAUGGGGGUGACCUUGGGCAAGUCACUCAGCAAAUGGCAUCUACCUCACAGGGUUACGGCGAGAAUUCAGUGUAUGCACGUAUGUACAUGCAUUCUUUCUCAUGCACAGCGACGAACUUGCAGCCCCUCCUGGAAGCUGGCACACUGGGAGCCCGAAUGUCAGUCUCACCCCCAUGCCUUUGCUCGGAGUGCCCUCCUCUCUUCCUGCCGCUUUGCCACCAUCUCUGACUUGGUCCCGUCCGACAU
Physeter macrocephalus (sperm whale) is the source of this 5516-nucleotide messenger RNA. It is a transcript of the gene IRGQ, whose product is annotated as immunity related GTPase Q. Bases 278 to 2131 code for a protein of 617 amino acids. Gene Ontology annotation, molecular function: GTP binding. The transcript is spliced from 3 exons. The record is from RefSeq and is a predicted model, not a curated record. Lineage: Eukaryota; Metazoa; Chordata; Mammalia; Artiodactyla; Physeteridae.